Tarenaya hassleriana is the source of this 973-nucleotide messenger RNA. RefSeq lists its product as uncharacterized. Bases 259 to 492 code for a protein of 77 amino acids. The record is from RefSeq and is a predicted model, not a curated record. The transcript is spliced from 2 exons. NCBI's taxonomy places the organism in Eukaryota, Viridiplantae, Streptophyta, Magnoliopsida, Brassicales, Cleomaceae.
UACUUCUCUCACUAUAACUUUUUUUUUCUUUUUCAAUUUUAUUUGUGUAAAAAAAAGAAGAAACACUCGCUUCAUCUGUAUUUCUCUUUCUGCAAACAAUAGAUCAUCUGUUUACUUGAUUUUGAAAUCGUCAAUUUUUUUUAAAUCUUGCAUUAAUAUUAUUCAUCAUCGACAUUUUUUUGUGUGAGAUAAUUCUUGCGUUCUUUUUGUUGAAUCAGUUCUCUUGUAAUUCCUUGCAGGAAACUCGUCCGUACAACCAUGGCGACUCCUGCUUCUGUUUUUCCGGCGAAGAAAACUGAGCUCCCACCGAAGCGAGGGAGGAUCAAGCGAGAAAUCUUCAUCGGCUUGGCCAGGUCCAUCGCUUCCGCCGCCGCGAGAGCCAGCAGAGCCCGUGCCAGAGUCAUCGGAGAAGAUGGCGGCGGCCGCGGCGGAGCUUCCUCUGCCUGCACAACUCCGCCGACGAGCGGAUACACCUCAGAGGAGAACAACUAAUCCUCCCCUCGAAAGCUCGAAUCUGAAGAAAAUUGGUAAAAUAUUACGAAAACUGCCACCGUCUCAUCCGCCAUGGGUUUGGUCUGAGAUCCGCUUCCAAGCUCCACCGGUUCUGUCUUUUUUGAAACAGAACGAAGCUUGGUUAUAUCCGGUUUAAGUUGGUUUUUUAUUUUGGUUUGUAAGCCCGCUUUGGCUUUUGGUUUUUUUCGUGGGGGUUAAAGCGCGGGAAUAGUAACGAUGUGGAUAUUAUAAUCACUAAUCAUAUGAUUAGUGCUUGUUAUGUUAAGCAAAACCCCUCUCUCUAAUUGUUGCUUCCACGUGUUUUAGAAAGGGAAACAACGAUGUGGUCCGAGAGAGGUUCUUGUCUCUUUUUUGUUGUUGUUGGGUUUGGUUUUUCUUUGUGUGUGAUUGUUUGGUAUUGUAUUUGCAUUGUUGUAUCUUUAAAUUCGAUGCAUAAUAUAAACUAAAGUGUUUUUUAUUA